CUCGUCCCGUCUCGACUCGACUCGCGCGUUCUCUCGAUCGCCUGCUCGCUCGCUCGCUCUGUCGUCUCGCGUCUGUCGUCGGUGGCCGAUUUCUGGUGCGGGGGAGGAUCUGCUCGCUCUCGCUCAUUCAUGCCUGCCACUAGCGCGAACUCAAGAAGGCAAGAACCAUGCUGAGUGUGCGCGACACGGCGACUCUGCUGUCGAUUCUCGGCGAUGACAGAUCGCUGGAGAUUUGCGCUGCGUCGUUCACCGCCACAUUUCAGCGCCCGCUGCACUUCAAGGCCUGCUGCUGCCUCGUGCUGCUCCUCGAGGACCGGCGAGUGCUGUCACAACCUCAGCGCCUUGUCGCCUUUUAUAUUUUAAAUGAUUUGUACCGCGUCGAGCAUCCGAGCACCAACCCUUUCAUGUCCAUCUUGGUUGAUGCAGCGACAGAUGAGGCAGCGGAGAAGGUCGAGUGCGCUUUCAUCGUACAAGUGCUGCAGUCUCUCAACAGUAACAACAAGGAUAUCUCAAGGAAGACAGCAGAAGAGUUCAUAUCGACGUUCGAUGCGGCUGCCUACAAUCCAGUUACGAGGGAAGCAUUGCGACGGCAAUAUGCGGAUAAGCUGCCGUCGGAUCCAAAGGUUAGCAGCUUCAAGAGGGCAGCGAUGAACAAUAUCGUAGCGGAUCCGGAUAUUCCACAGGGCUAUGACCUGGAUACUCCCGAAUUGAGUGAACCAGGCGGAAUACGGCGAAUUGGCGGGGGUUUUAGAGACGCUGCGGUAGUAGACAUGAUAGAGUCGGCAUCCUUUAAAGGUUUAGAGCCACCAUGGGUGCGAGUACCCCCUCCAAGGCUUCCUGUACAAGACGGAGAGAUGAUAUGGCUCAAUCCGGAAAAUAGUCAUGAGCUGCUAUGGGAUCACGGGAUGUGUGCCGAUACAAGCCGCGGUGCCGCAGUGAGGGAAUUGAUAGCCCGCGCACUGAAAGGAGCAUUAGCUCCCACCCAACAGCAGCAAGUUUUGAUGGAACUUGAGGCGGAUCCGAAGCUCGUGUAUCAUUGUGGCUUGACUCCUCGCCGGCUGCCUGAGCUGGUGGAGAAUAAUCCCGUGAUUGCGGUUGAAGUACUACUCAAGCUGAUGCACUCGGUCCAAAUUACAGAGUACUUCAAAGUUCUGGUGAACAUGGAUAUGAGCCUGCAUUCUAUGGAAGUUGUGAACAGGCUCACAACUGCUGUGGAUCUUCCAACUGAAUUCGUCCACAUGUACAUAUCAAAUUGUAUAUCAUCUUGCGAAAAUAUAAAGGAUAAAUACAUGCAAAACCGCUUAGUCAGGCUGGUCUGCGUUUUUCUCCAAAGCUUGAUUCGCAACAAAAUCAUCAAUGUUCAAGACCUUUUCAUCGAGGUGCAAGCGUUCUGCAUCGAGUUCUCGCGAAUCAGAGAAGCAGCAGGCUUAUUCCGGCUGUUGAAGACAUUGGAGUGAUCGUAGAAUGUGAUAACAAGGCUGUGCAUACACCCAAAGAACGGUUAUCACUGUACAUAUUGUAUCUGACAGUCCAUUGUUCUAGAACAGAAAUUAGUCAGUCCACCACACUUACACAAUUUUUGGAGAGCCUCAAACCCCAUUUGUGCAGGAAUAGAUCCAUCAUAGGCCUCUAGGGUUGAGAUCCAGUACGAAGAGUGAACGCUAAUUCACGUGAAUCAGUCUUUUGAAUACUGUUAGGCAUUUUGGCAAUGAAAAGGUCACAUUUCAGAUCAGUUCUGUUAUCGUGAAAAGCAACUGAGCGAAGGGACUAAUUACAUCUUUCUAUCGAGUAAGUCCAGAUUACAUCGCUGCGAUCAGGCGAAGCUCAACGCUUCACUGUUCGCUUGACCUUGACGCGAGUCGACUCGUCUUCUUCAGAGCAUACGAGAACAUUUCCCACGCUUCGUCAGCCGUCACUUAUUCUGGGCUCCUCGCCAAUUCCACGAUGAUGUGUACUUGGCCGCCCACGUGUUUAGAAUGGACGCCCCGCCGUACACGAAGUUUUGGCGUGAGAGUCUUUGCAGCUAUCUAAUGUUCCGUACCGUAGUGCUCGUCGGAGCCUCGAGUUCGUGUGCUGUCGUAUUCAAGCCCAAGGGAAGGAAGCA
Messenger RNA from Marchantia polymorpha subsp. ruderalis, 2104 nucleotides. NCBI's taxonomy places the organism in Eukaryota, Viridiplantae, Streptophyta, Marchantiopsida, Marchantiales, Marchantiaceae. The record is from the annotation of a GenBank genome assembly.